GAUCAAAGACAUGAGAUAAGAAGACAUGUUUUCUCAGAGGGGUUUCUUCACUUCUAUCAUUAGCGUCUUUCUCUUCAUUGUCAACUCAAGUUAUGGUUCUGAGAUUAUUGAUGGGAAAGAAGUGACGCCCCACUCAUUGCCAUUCAUGGCUUUGCUACAGACGAAUACACCAGUCUGCGGAGGAAUAUUAAUUGAUCCAAAAUGGGUCCUGACUGCUGCGCACUGCAAAAAUAUUAAGACUGUGCUGCUGGGGGUGCACUCCAUCAAAGAGAUUGAAAAUGAAAAGAAAUUCAGGCAAGUCCGAAACGUAAAAACAAAGGUCAUCCAUCCCUGCUAUGAUGAGGCGGACCAUCUCAAUGAUCUCCAGUUGAUCAUGCUUGAAAAGCCAGUGAAGACAACUAAAUGGGUCAGUCCUCUCAAGCUGAAUAAAGCUGCCAAAGAUCCAGUAGCUGGUACCGUUUGCAUGGUGUCUGGAUGGGGAAAAACAAACAAUGCAAGAAACAAAAUGUCCAAUGUCCUUAAGUCUGCCAAUGUGACCGUUAUCGACAGAAUGAAGUGCAAUUCUCCAAAUUAUUACAACCUUCAACCAUAUAUUACCAGGAACAUGAUAUGUGCCGGAUCAGACGGUCAAAACAACGCUGACACCUGUGAGGGGGACUCUGGAGGACCAAUACUGUGCAAAGGAAAUCUAGUUGGAGUCACGUCUUUUGGGAAGUUAUGCGGAAAAAAAGAAAAACCUGGAGUUUACGCUUUUCUUUCAGACAGUGUUCUUAAUUGGAUCAAGAAAACAAUGAAGACACCUCAAGCUGAAUAGCACUGCUGUUUAAAUUAAUGUUAAUCGCUUUUAACUCCUUUUCCUGAGUCCUGUGUUUAUCCAUCUUUGCUUCUGCUAUUAAGUUAAUUUCCUAAAGACGAGUGGUAAAUAAAAAAAAGAAAAUAAGUUACAGCCUUUAUUUUUGUACAGUUAGUAGAUCUUUAAGGAAGUGCAGCUUCUUAUUGGCAUUAACAGAAAUGGCAGGAAUGUAAUAAAAUUUGCCCUUCUCUCCCUGUUCUUACAUACUCUAUAUAACAAUGAUGAUAUUGUAUUUGUCUUACCCUGUAGUAAAGAUGUUGGUAAAAUUAUUUUGUG
Molecule: messenger RNA, 1129 nt
Organism: Cyprinodon variegatus (sheepshead minnow)
Lineage: Eukaryota; Metazoa; Chordata; Actinopteri; Cyprinodontiformes; Cyprinodontidae
Product: granzyme A-like
Exons: 5
Coding region: 26-814 (262 amino acids)
Biological process (GO): proteolysis
Molecular function (GO): serine-type endopeptidase activity
Source: RefSeq, a predicted model, not a curated record